CGGAACCGGAAGUGACUGCAGGCGGCAGGAACAACGGAACCAGAGUGCAGAGGCAGCGGCGGCGCGAGGAAGGCAGGACUGCAAAGGACCGGGAGGCCACCGCCACCAUGAGUCUCCUAAACAAGCCCAAGAGCGAGAUGACCCCUGAGGAGCUGCAGAAGCGGGAAGAGGAGGAGUUCAACACCGGACCCCUGUCGGUGCUCACCCAGUCGGUGAAGAACAACACCCAAGUUCUUAUCAAUUGCCGAAACAACAAGAAACUUCUGGGACGAGUGAAGGCCUUUGACAGGCACUGCAACAUGGUCUUGGAGAAUGUGAAGGAGAUGUGGACGGAGGUACCCAAAAGUGGCAAAGGCAAGAAAAAGUCAAAACCAGUGAACAAAGAUCGUUACAUUUCCAAGAUGUUCCUGAGGGGGGAUUCGGUCAUCGUGGUCCUCAGGAAUCCACUCAUUGCUGGCAAGUAGCGGAGCCAGAGCCUCCCCUCCCACCCCCAUACUUGGCUCAGCCCAAUAAGGCUGAGGGGUCCACUAGUUUUACCUUUUGUGAAUAAAACCUUGCUGUUUUUUCUUC
Vombatus ursinus (common wombat) is the source of this 570-nucleotide messenger RNA. Its product is annotated as small nuclear ribonucleoprotein Sm D2. Lineage: Eukaryota; Metazoa; Chordata; Mammalia; Diprotodontia; Vombatidae. Gene Ontology annotation, molecular function: RNA binding. The transcript has 3 exons. The record is from RefSeq and is a predicted model, not a curated record. The coding region runs from base 108 to 464 and encodes 118 amino acids. Gene Ontology annotation, biological process: RNA splicing; spliceosomal snRNP assembly. Gene Ontology annotation, cellular component: U4/U6 x U5 tri-snRNP complex; U2 snRNP; catalytic step 2 spliceosome.